Thunnus maccoyii (southern bluefin tuna) is the source of this 3133-nucleotide messenger RNA. RefSeq names its product phosphoribosyl pyrophosphate amidotransferase (gene ppat). Gene Ontology annotation, molecular function: amidophosphoribosyltransferase activity. Gene Ontology annotation, biological process: purine nucleobase biosynthetic process; purine nucleotide biosynthetic process. Lineage: Eukaryota; Metazoa; Chordata; Actinopteri; Scombriformes; Scombridae. The coding region runs from base 495 to 2027 and encodes 510 amino acids. The transcript is spliced from 11 exons. The record is from RefSeq and is a predicted model, not a curated record.
GCACCAAAUAUUUUGCAUGACGACGAACUUUUUUGUGGUUUCAUCAACUAAAGUUGCCCCCAUUGAGGUUUGAAGAUUGAUUUAUCAAAAAGCUUUUUCGACAGAAAAAUAGUUGGCUGCUUGACCGAAUCGAUUAAUUUGAUUUACUGAUCAGUUAUCCACCUCAUCUAAAAAAUACCACGUUUGUUCAGCUAAUUCAAUAAGUUUGACUACAUGUGUUUUGAUCGAUUUGUGUGAUAACAGGUACGGUGGCCUGUUAGGUUAAAGCCCCUUUUUGGUCACAAAGUUGUUUUUUGCGAUUACAUGCUGACUUCAACGAUGUCAGCUGAGUUUAUAUAGUUUUAACAAGCCACGUUGUGUCGGAAUCAACGUUGUGUGGCACGUGCUCGGUCAACACUAUCAGUGCGUGAACAGGCACGCACGCACGCGCUCAUUGCUCAAGGAAGCAGACAGGAGACGGUCCCGCCGGGGAGAACCGGAGAGACAGCGGCGAGAUGGAGUUCGAGGAGUCCGGUAUCGGGGAAGAGUGCGGGGUUUUCGGCUGCGUGGCUGCCGGAGAGUGGCCCACACAGCUGGAGGUGGCUCAAGUCCUGACUCUGGGACUUGUGGCGUUACAGCACAGGGGUCAGGAAAGUGCUGGGAUUGUCACAAGUAAUGGAGCCAGUCCACCAACAUAUGCAAGCCACAAGGGGAUGGGAUUAGUGAGCACUGCUUUCUCACCCGAGGGUCUUCUGAAGCUGCGCCAUGGUAACCUUGGUAUUUGUCACACACGCUAUUCAACUACUGGGAUCUCGGAGCUGCAGAACUGCCAGCCCUUUGUGGUGGAUACACUUCAUGGCAAGAUUGCUGUAGCACACAAUGGAGAGUUAGUCAAUGCUCAUGCCUUGCGGAAAAAGGUAAUGCGCCAUGGUGUAGGCCUGUCCACUAGCUCAGACAGUGAACUCAUCACCCAGCUGCUGGCAUUUACUCCACCUAUGGAGGAGAUAGAUGCACCAGACUGGGUUGCCAGAAUUAAAAAUCUGAUGACCGAGACCCCUACAUCGUACUCUCUGUUGGUGAUGUUCAAGGAUGUUGUCUAUGCUGUGCGUGACCCUUAUGGGAAUCGACCCCUCUGCAUCGGACGUGUUGUUCCCAUCUCUAAACUGCACAGUUCAGGUGCUGGAGAGGAGGACACUGAGGGCUGGGUUGUGUCAUCAGAGUCCUGCAGCUUCCAGUCUAUUGGUGCCAAGUAUUACAGGGAGGUCCUACCAGGAGAGAUAGUCCAGAUAUCAAAACAUGGCGUCAAGUCUCUGAGUGUUGUCCCUCGCCCUGAGGGAGACCUCCCCGCCUUCUGCAUAUUCGAAUAUGUUUACUUUGCCAGACCGGAUUCUAUUUUUGAAGGACAGAUGGUCUAUACUGUCAGGCAGCGCUGUGGUCGGCAGUUAGCCAUCGAGGCUCCAACAGAUGCAGACGUGGUCAGCACUGUGCCAGAGUCUGCAACCCCUGCUGCCCUGGGCUAUGCUCAGCAGUCCGGGCUGCCAUACAUAGAGGUUUUGUGUAAGAACCGCUAUGUGGGGAGAACAUUUAUUCAACCAAAUACCCGCUUAAGGCAGCUAGGAGUUGCCAAGAAGUUUGGGGCACUGACGGACAACUUUGCAGGGAAACGAGUGGUACUAAUUGAUGACUCCAUCGUCCGAGGCAACACCAUCUCCCCCAUUAUAAAACUGCUGAAGGAAGCUGGUGCAACAGAGGUCCAUAUCAGAGUUGCCUCUCCACCUAUCAGGUUUCCUUGCUACAUGGGCAUCAACAUUCCAACUAAGGAGGAGCUCAUUGCCAACAAGCCAGAGUUUCAGGACAUUGCUGGAUACAUUGGUGCUGACAGUGUUCAGUAUCUGACUGUAGAGGGGCUGGUGUCGGCUGUCCAGGAGGGAAUCGCCUCCCUCCAGGAGAAAGACACGGUGAUCAGCUCCACUAACAAGUCCAACAAGAGAGUGGGCCACUGCACUGCCUGUCUGACUGGGAAAUAUCCAGUGGAGCUGGAGUGGUAACUGCUGUACCUACGCCGAGGCCAAGCAGCAACAGCACUGGAUUUACUGCAAACUCCCACAGCUGUUACAUGUUAAUCAAAAAUUGUCAGUAAACUGGAAAAGAAGUGGGCAGAUAUCUCAAUACUGCUAUCUGGGACACUAAGUGAUGUAUUGAAUACACAACUGCAGCUAUACUUCUAUAGAGGGUUUACAAUCCUGCUCAGAUCCUUAAACAGCAGUUUAAAAUGUUGCGUUUACUGACCUCCAGUGGUUGCAGUGAUGUAAUGUGUACUUGUGGGGUGUUCACUAACCCGGAGGUGACUCCAGGUGUGACAGAGCACCUUUGACCACAAAACACUUUUUUUUUUUUUUGUUGCAUUUCUUGUGAAUGUUACCAUGUAAAGGCAUUUUCAGAAAUCUUUAGUUUCACUCAUUUUCACAUUCCCAGCCUUGACAAACACAAGCAUUAGAUGGUUCGCCAUGUCAAAAAUGCGCACAAGCCUAGUGACCAAAAAGAGAAAUUGUCUUUAUUUUCUUAUCAAUUUUACUUUGACAUUUUCCUAAAAUUAACCACUCUGCUCUUUUGUUGUGGUUUUGACUGUUGGAUAUUUUGUUUUCUUAACUUUAAACAUUAAAUGCAUAUAAUGGAAAAGAAUAAAAACACAAUAAACAGGUUGACUGCACUAGAAUAAGUACUCUUAGUGGAUUUUUUUCCCCCCAGAAAAAUCAUUUUCACAUUGACAUAAAAUUUUAGUUUAAUAAUUAUCAGAUAUUACAAGACAUAGACAUUAAGCUGUAUUAACUUCAGUAAUGAUUAUGAACCACAGCUCAAAAAAUCUAAAAUACAGUUGGUCAAUAUACACAAGUAUAAAACACAGCACUCUAAACAAAUAGAUGCUUCAAUAAUACAUGGGAAAAAAAUCCAAAUAGAAACACUAACUGAAUGGUAAAAACAACCACUGACAGAUGUAAGAUGUGUCAAUGUAAUAAUAUACUGAUACAAGUCUAUCAUUCAGAUCAAUUGUAUUACAUAUUAAAUGUCUUAACAGUUGCUUUAUAGUUUAGUAAAUUAACUUCCUGAGGUCAAACUGUACCAGCUGAGUAAUAAAUGCAUGCUUUCAGUGUCA